Messenger RNA from Echinostoma caproni, 243 nucleotides. The record is from the annotation of a GenBank genome assembly. NCBI's taxonomy places the organism in Eukaryota, Metazoa, Platyhelminthes, Trematoda, Plagiorchiida, Echinostomatidae.
AUGAUUCUGAUACGUUUUUCGUGUUAUGCAUGCAAAAUUCGUGACAUCCAAUCUGUAUUGUGCAAUAAAGAACUCUAUUCGACCAGCACCGCCUUUUGGGAAUAUAACAAUUGGUGCCGUCGCCAGGAUCAGGAUGAAGGUACCGUGACCAGUAGCCUUCGAGGAUGGGGACGUUCAGAUGUUCCUGGAGGAUUUCGAGGAUGUGGCGGAGCUGGUCGGAAUACGGACGGAUCGCGGCAAUAA